Messenger RNA from Carassius carassius (crucian carp), 5014 nucleotides. RefSeq lists its product as uncharacterized. NCBI's taxonomy places the organism in Eukaryota, Metazoa, Chordata, Actinopteri, Cypriniformes, Cyprinidae. Gene Ontology annotation, molecular function: protein binding. The record is from RefSeq and is a predicted model, not a curated record. The coding region runs from base 403 to 4428 and encodes 1341 amino acids. The transcript is spliced from 22 exons.
GUAAAGAAGCCUAGUUUAAUCACAAAGACAAAUGUUGCAUGUGUUUCAGUGUUGGACUGGGAAGUGGAGCAGGGUCUUGAAGGAAAGCUGCCUCCAGAGGAGUUCAGUCACUGCUAUAAGAGGAUCAUCACUGACCUUCUGUACAAUCUGAAAAAUGAAUAUGCAGCACAGUUUAUAGACCUGCACAAAGGAAGAUCUGAAAUCAAUCAAACCUUGCAUCAAGCUCAGCAGCGCUUUAUACACAACAUUCACCUCAAGCUGAGACACACUAAUAUCCAUGAGACAAACGUCAGCUGGGGAAGGAAGGGUCUGAGUGCCAAACACAACAGAUCUCAUCAGUUUUAUGUGGAACGGCUCUGCUCACACUUCCAGCGCACUGUCACCGCAUCCCUCAACAAACUUAUGCAGGUCCGUCAGGCUAAAGGUUCCUUCGACAUGCAGAGGAAGGAGGUUUCCAGACUCCGAGUUGAAGAAGAGAUUCGCCGUCAUUUCAGAUUUGGGAAAACACUAGCACAGGGCUAUACAUUCAGGCAGGACUUUCUGAUGGAAAUGAAGCGUGCACUUAAAGCAUCGGCGUCUUCCCAUAAUGCUGUGCUGUUACUGGGGGACCCAGGGUCUGGAAAGAGCACAACUCUUGCCAAACUGGCACAACUCAUACCCAGCUGGAUACCUGGGGAUGCCAAAGUGUUGAUCUGCUUUGUAGGGCUGACAUCCGACAGCAGAAACGUACGUCUGCUCCUCCAGACACUGUGUCUGCAGUCACUGUCAGAGUUGUCUAGUGAGCUGUGCUCAUUAUUGGGCCUGGUGACAGAAGACCGGCCCUUGACCCUGCUGCUGGAUGGUCUGGAUAAUCUGAGUGAGGAACAUGAUGCUGACCUUUCCUGGCUUAGUAAUGCUUCACUGCCAAACGUCUUCACUGUCCUGUCUGCCGGCACGCAGUCUAAAUGUGCUCAAAUUCUACAGUCCCAAGUUAAGGUCACUGUCCUGCCCCUACCAGCCCUUAACCGUAAGGAUAUCACGUCAGGACUGGUGUCAAGACUAGCAUCAGAUUUUCGCCAGCUGACUGAUAACCAGUGGAGCCUUUUAUUCCAGUCCUGUCUUUCCUGUCCUUCCCCUCUCUACCUCAAUUUAGCCUAUGCUGAGACCAGGAAAUGGAGCUCCUUUACACCAAAAGAAAGUCUGAACUUCCCUACAGAUCCGAAUAAACUUUUCGUGAGCAUCCUUGUUAGUUUGGAGCGAGAGCAUGGGCCAUGUUUGGUGCGACGCACGGCUUUGCUCAUAUCACUGUCCUGUUCUGGUGUGACUGAGGAGGAGCUUUUGGUGCUUUUGGGGCGUGAUGAUCAUAUCACACGUGAGAUGGCGGUUUUGCAUCAUCAGACGAUUCCCGUUUUUGAAUACUCUCCAGUGCCUUAUGCAUUUGUGGCACGACUGCUGCAUGGUCUGAAGGGUUAUGUCACAGAAGUGGAAAGUGAUGGCACAUGGGUUCUGUGCUGGACUCAUACUGAGUUUGCCUGCGUCGUCCUGCAGCGAUACGCACCAACAGAAGACUCAAUAAAAGCUGUGCAUGCAGACUUUGCAGAUUACUUUAAUGGUAAUGUCCCAAAUAGCCAAGUUUUUCAGCCACUAGCCUGGAUCAGGAAGGAGAAGGGAAGGAGGUGCUAUGAAUUUAAUUUGCGCAAGCUCCACUGUUUGCCGUAUCAUUACAUCCGCUCUGAGCAGAUUAUUCCUUUACUCACGCAGUGUCUGUUUAACUAUGAAUUCCUGCUGCAUAAACUGUGGGGUCUGUCCAUCUAUCAUGUCGAGGAGGACCUUAAAGCUGCCGUCAUACCGGAGAAAGAGCUUCUGGAUGUGAAGGUGUUGAGUCAGGUUUUGUGUCUUUCUCGUUCUGUACUAUUAAAUGAUCCAUGCCAGCUGGCCUCUCAACUCUUGGGCCGUUUGGAGCGGAUCAUUUUCCAAGACAAACCUGUUACUUCAGGUGACCCAAGACGAUACUCUUUUCUGCAUGAUCUGUUGGCACAAUGUAAAGGCUCUUCUCUACCAGUUCUGGUGCCCUCCUACACCUGCCUGCUUCCUCCAGGUGGACUCGUACACACAUUACUGUCAGGUCAUAUGAGUGCUGUGACAGCUCUGGCUCAUGGUCGGCAUUACAUCAUUUCCUGCUCCUGUGAUGGAAUGCUAAAUCUGUGGCGUCUGGAUGAGCAAACGAGACCCGUGAGGUCCUUACCGAGAGUUCGUGAAUCUGCAGUAGACUGGGCCGCUGACUCGCUCACCCUAUGUCUGGAUGACAGUGUGCUUGUGCUACAGAUGGGCCACUGUCUCCAGGUGAGAGAGGUGCAUUCUGGGAAGGUGCUGUACAUGGAGAAGGACUCUCCGGAUGUUCCUGUGGUCACAACUGCCUGCGAUGGACGGUUGCUGGUGGUUUUUUAUGAUGGAAGUCACCUAGUUAAGGUGUUUGAUCUUGUGGCGUCCUGUUCACUGUUGCGUUGUGUAAACCUCACCCUUGAGUUUGAGCCCAUCCACAAAGAUCAGUCCAUCUUAGUGUCUCGCCACUCUGUUAAAGACUAUGUUCUCUUCGCUUACAGGGAUGGAGGAGAAGCAGCGAUAUUCAAUGCUAAAGGUGGAGUUGUGUCAGUCGCAAUGAAAGCUCAGCACCCUGCAGCAUCUAUACAGGCUGUAGAGAUCAGCUCUCAGUAUUUACUGCUCUUCUGCAGAUACCCCUAUAAAAGACAGAGUGAAAUCAUUCACAUUGAACUCUUCAGCACAGCAUCUUUCCAGUAUCUGCGCUCUAUCUUGGGUUGCAGUCAGGACUACAUUUCCCAGGUCACAAUUGCAGGGGGCGGGUCCCACAUUGUGGCCUUUUGUCCCACCCCUCACAGCGCCACCACAGAGAUUAUUAUCUGGAACCUUGAGACUGAAGAUCAUAAACACAUAGCACGGUUUCCUGGCCUGCUGGCUCAUGGUGUGUGUUCUGAUCUGCGGUACUGCGUGGGUUUCUGUCCCGGGGAGCGAUUCUUACGCAUGUGGAACCUGGGAUCCAGAAUAAAUGACCCAACACUCACAUAUAACGUGCACAAAGUACACAACGACGGCACAGCAGAGAUCGUAACCAUGCAGAGAUAUCCAAGGUAUGUAGUGUGUCGAAGCACCCGUCCCGGGACUGUGAGAAUCUGGAAUGUGGCACGGAUGCGAUUCAAGGGUCGUCCCGUGCAGUUGGAGCAUGGCCUGUUCUCCAGUUCAGACAUCGCUCUUGUACAAGACCUCAAACUCUAUAUCCUGUCAGACCGUGGUACCGCCAGCUUUACAGAUACACCUACAUCCGUCUACCAGACAUUGCUGGUGUAUGAUCUUCUUAAAAAGAGCUACAUUAAGAAACAGACUGGACUGUUCAUCGUGCCCUGUCCUCGACAAGACUAUCGGCUCUUAGAUGGGGAAAUACUGAUGGGCCUUUCAGAAACACGGGAUCAUCUGAUAUUGUGGGAUCUGGACUCUGGAUACAUUAAAGGACGUAUCAAGACGUCCUACAAAGAAACCCUACUCUCCAGUAUGGACAGAGAUUCUCAGAUUAUGUCCUCAAAAGAAAAGACAGGCCUAGUAAUGCCAUGGGACAGGCGCACCGAAACCCAGACGGCAAAAAGGAGGCGACAGGACCGUGAGGUGAAGAGAGAAAAAGAUGAACAGCAGCGCCUUGAAAAAGAGAAAUUCAACUCUGUAGACCAGUAUCUCCUCAGCGGUGAUGAGCGGGUGGUCAUAUGCUCAUAUUUUGCCCAUCAUCUCAACGUCUUCAGUGUGGUUUCUGAGGAGCAUCUGCACACCCUGGAGGACCGCUGGUCCCAUUUGAGCCUCCGUACUGCCGCGAUCACUCACACUGGAGGGUACUUGGUGGUCUCCAACUACAGUGAAGCCCAACAUGCUCCAUACCUCACCGUUUGGGACACACAGCAGGGCAGAGUGCGGAAGAGAUUGAAAAAUGAAGCUGGAAUCUGUUGCAUUGCUGUAAGCGAUGAUGCCUGCAGAGUAGUUUUUGGCAUUGCAGGAUUCAACAAGUUAAAAGUAUGGGAGCCAUUCCGAAGGAAACAUAAAACCAUUUCUGGCUACGGACGUUUAAAUCUUAAUUGGUCCAGCUUGCUCUUUAUUACUGAAGGACAAUCCAAGGCUAUUUUAUUAUCAGAAGCAGUGAGCAUGUGGGACCUGGACAAUGGUAUGAUGUUGUCUGUCUUCACACCUGACUCCAAGAUCCAGACCAUUUCUCUGCAUGGACCUGACAACAGCACACUGCUUUUGGGCUUUAGUGACAUGUCUACUCUAAUCUCCAUGACGGUCAGCAAACAAGAUGCACACACAAAGUCCAGCGCUGCUUCUGGAAAAGACCUGUUUGGGGAAUCCAGCAGUAGUGAAGACGAGGAAGAUGAAGAAACAAACAAGAACUGAUAGGAAGAGCACUGGAUGUGUACAGUAUAAUAUAGGAAUUUGGUCUGAAAUCAAAUUAAGGGCUUUGAGAUCAUUCACAUUCACUUUGUCUUGCAAGAUUCAAGAGAUCAUUUUAGUUGUACACUAGAAAUGCAAAAAUAUGUGACUUCGAUCUUCAAGUCUAAGGUGAGAAAUGUACGCUAAGCAUUACGAUCAGUAUUUUCAGUGCUUGUUUUUCCGAAAUACUAUGAAUUUACCAGAACUUCCUCACCCUUUCCCAUGAGACCAGAGGAUAUGAUAAAACAAAUCUCAGGAAGCAUGUGUUGUCAGGUUACAUGAUUUCAAUGUAUAUUCAGAUUUAUGUAGGCCUAUAUUAAGCAAUAUAGAUCUAUUGGCAUGUGUGAGCUUCAAAAAUUAGGUGUUCUCCUUCUGUAACCUUUCAUGCAUGGCGAGUCAGAUUUUCACUUCCUACAUUUGUCACAUGAUAGAUGAGCAAAAUAACAUCAACUUCCUGCUUAGAUUAAUUUGUAAGGUGUUUUUAACAUUUGUACUUGCAUUAUCAAUGGAAAUAAAAAAAGAACUGAUGACAUUUGUUGGUUUUCUUUUG